AUGUAUCCGAGUGAUAACCCAGGUAACCUUAUUGCAAUACAUUUCAAUAAAUUCCUGUUCAGGUCCUACUAAACCCGACGGAAGUGUCAAUUUCGAAUGCCAUUGCGUUGCUCAUUUGGUUGCCAGUCCUUGCGGCUUUGAGUUCAGGUUUUUUAUCUAUUUGAAUACCAUUUGGAGGACUGCUUGAGCAUCAAUACUAAAAGUUUACCGCUUUCCAGAUUUAAGUAUACUCGUUUUCUAGCCUGGUGACAAAAAGUUCCGUUCUUUUUUUUUCAGCCUCAAAACAAAAAGAACAAAUAGAAAAAUUUUGUUCAAAAGUAGACUUCCGUUUUUUUGAAGUUCUAUCAAAAUAUGCAAGAAAUAGCUAAAUGCAGAGAGGCUAUCAGUUGUCAAAAGUCGACGCCUGUGGAGCAACUAGAGAACGGCGCCUGUAGCGAAGAACUUCUUUCGUUCAUGGAAUGUGCUAUGCGUACUCAAUGUUUCAAAAGUAAGACCUUCUGGUUGCAAAUCUCAAACUUUCACCUUCUUUUUCCAGCCGCCAAAGACAAAGACUCUUCCUGA
Molecule: messenger RNA, 561 nt
Organism: Caenorhabditis auriculariae
Lineage: Eukaryota; Metazoa; Nematoda; Chromadorea; Rhabditida; Rhabditidae
Source: the annotation of a GenBank genome assembly